AUGCAGUCGGAAGCAUUCCGGUACAUAUAUGACACUGAUGAGAAUUGUGUGAUAAGUUCUCCAACUGGUUCAGGAAAGACUGUACUGUUUGAGUUGGCGAUCUUGCGUCUUUUGAGAGAUAAUAAUUACAGUGCAGAUAACAUUAAAAUUUUAUAUAUUGCCCCUACAAAAUCCUUAUGCUAUGAACAAUCCAAGAAUUGGUCUUCAAAGUUUUUGAACCUUUCAGUAGGAAUGUUAACAAGUGAUACCUCGUAUUCAGAAACUGAUAAAGUUAGAAAUGCGAAUAUAAUAAUCACGACUCCUGAGAAGUGGGAUUUAUUAACUAGAAAAUGGGAAGAUUAUAAGCGUUUGUUUGAAUUAGUUAAAUUGAUUCUUGUGGAUGAAAUACAUAUGCUGAAAGAAAGGCGAGGGUCCGCAUUAGAAGUUGUUCUCACGAGGAUGAAUUAUAUGUAUGAAGAUAUAAGAAUAGUAGCGGUUAGUGCUACAAUUCCAAAUAUAGAAGACGUAUCAGAAUGGCUAAGAUCCGGUAAAAAGUUUGAUAAUCGAGCAGCCAGAGUUCUUAAAUUUGACGACUCAUAUAGACAAGUCCAAUUGGAAAAACACGUCUAUGGAUAUAACAUGUCUGGCAAAAAUGAAUUUCAAAAAGAUUCCGUAUACAAUUCCAAACUAGAUGAAAUAUUAAAUGAACACGGUAAAGGCAGACCAGUCUUGGUAUUUUGUCCAACAAGAGCAUCAACUGUGUCGACUGCGAAGUUUAUUGCAACUCAAUCUUAUGCUAGGUCUGCUUCCAACUCAAAAAAUAUUGUUCAAUUUAAUGACAGUGUCCUUGUUGAUUGCUAUAGAUCAGGUGUUGCGUUUCAUCAUGCUGGAUUAUCCCUUGAAGACAGACGAUUGGUAGAAGAAGAAUUCUUAAAGGGGAAUAUUAUGGUUCUUUGUUCUACCACAACGUUGGCAGUUGGUGUGAAUCUUCCAGCAUAUCUUGUUAUAAUCAAGGGAACACGUAUGUGGUCUGCCUCGGAGACACAGGAAUAUUCUGAUUUGGAUAUUCUCCAAAUGAUUGGUAGGGCAGGGAGACCUGACUUUGAAUCGGAAGGAUGCGGUAUUAUAUUAACAGAUAUUUCAAUGAAGUCCAAAUACAUAAAUUUGGUUAAUGGUACAGCGAACUUAGAAAGCUCAUUACAUUUAGAUUUGAUAGAGCAUUUGACCGCCGAAAUUUCUUUAAAAACUAUUAUUUCAACAAAGACAGCAGUGAAAUGGCUGAAAAAUACCUUUUUAUACGUAAGGUUCUGUAGAAAUCCUUCCAGAUAUUCACAAAUACAUAAAUUUAAGAAACAAAGUUCAGGUAAUGAUUUUCAGUUAUUUCAAUUUUGCCAAAUGUUAUUAGAUGAGUUAGAGGCCAACGAAAUUAUAGAGAAAAUUUGUGACGAAUAUUGCUGCACAAGUUUUGGAAUGGCUAUGGCGCGUCAUUAUAUAUAUUUUGAUUCUAUGAAAAGCUUCAUUAAAUCAAGAGACUCAUUAGGCAUUCAAGAAGUUUUGAAUUUAUUAGCGCGUUCCAAAGAGUUUGAUGAGGUCCGAGUUAGGCAUAUUGAAAAGAGAUUAUACAAAGAAAUCAACCUGUCACCUUUAAUUAGGUAUCCAUAUCUAACAGAUAAAAAACAGAGUCGGAUAAUCGAUAGUACUUAUCAAAAGGUUUCAUUGAUAAUACAGUAUGAAUUGGGUGGACUUGAAUUUCCAUCUUAUCCAGGUUCUUUAAAACUUCACCAAAGUUUAGUUCAAGACAAAAUGUCGAUUUUUAGACAUAGUUUUAGAAUAAUGAGAUGCAUGAUUGAUACUUUUAUUGCGAAAAAAGAUGGUAUUUCUUUAAAGAAUUCUUUAUUUUUAUUAAGAUGCAUCACGGGAUCAUGCUGGGAAGAUUCUCCAAUGGUUCUUCGACAACUUAAAAAUGUGGGACUGAUUGCUGUACGGAAAUUUGUGAAUCACGGUGUUUCAACAUUAGACGACGUACUUGAUUUAAAUGAGUCCCAAGUUGGAUAUUACUUGAAUAUAAAUCCAACUCAAAGUUUAAAGAUAUUAAAGGACGUCGAGGGAAUUCCAAAGCUAGAAAUAAAUGUUAAAGCUGAAAAAUUCGAUUUCAAAGAUGGAAAGAUUCUAGUUUUUUUAAGAAUAGAAAUUGUGACACAAUACGUCAUGACUCGUUGGCAUGGCCAAAGCUUAACAAUUGAUGUUCAAAUUCUGAAAGAUUCCGGAGAAUUUGUAGAUUUUAGGAGAAUCAAGUUAAUGCAACUCAAAGUAGCCAAAAGUUACAGAAUAUCCACAUUUAUAAAAUCUCAAGAUGACUCUAUCAAAUUUAUAAUGAAUUGCCAAGAGAUUGCAGGUAUCGGGAAAGAAUAUAUAUUCAAUGAAAAUGACAUACCUCGAGGGGUAUUUCAUGAUCACAGAUUUAAUUCAAAAUUUAACAAAUCAAGAAACUGUGCUAGAAGUACAAUUGAAGAAAUAGAAAGAGAUAUCUUCUCGUCUUCGGAUGACAGUCUAGUGUCUUAUUUAAAUGAAAACAAAUCGAAUAUAAACAAUUCUUCAGUUGUCGCAGCAAAGAAUGAAACUGUUACUUUGCAUGGAAUAGAAGAUAUAUAUGAAAGGAGAAAAAUAAAAUUUAAUGGAAACUAUGAAUGUAAUCAUGUUUGUAAAGAUAAACUUGUAUGCCGUCAUUUGUGUUGCCGGGAAGGCAUUCCAGUUAAUUAUAUGAAGAAGAGAACAAAUAAUGAUAUUAAGCAAAUAGACAGAACAACAAUUUCAGCUAAUACAAAAGAAUCUAGAGUCAGUGAUACCUGUAAGAAAGAUGGUUCAACAUCAGAUUCAUACAAAUUCAAAACCAAAUCAAAUAUUUUGAAUUCUGAAAUGGUCGAUGAGGAUACAAAAUUGCAGAUGAGAAAUAGUACUCCCGAAUUAGACUCUUCCUCUAGUAGUUCACAGGACCUAAUUUCAUGGAAUAAAACCAAUGACAAUGAAAGGCACUGUAUUCAGGAUGUUAAUAUAAAGAAAGGAGGUGAUAUUUUUCACAAUGAACCCUCUGAUUUGUCUUCUGAAAUUAAUGAAAAUUUAAGUAAUAACAACCUUAAUUUCUUAGGUUCUGACAUCGAAUUUGACUGA
Vanderwaltozyma polyspora DSM 70294 is the source of this 3147-nucleotide messenger RNA. RefSeq names its product DNA helicase (gene HFM1). The coding region runs from base 1 to 3147 and encodes 1048 amino acids. Gene Ontology annotation, molecular function: ATP hydrolysis activity; ATP binding; nucleic acid binding. The transcript has a single exon. The record is from RefSeq and is a predicted model, not a curated record. Lineage: Eukaryota; Fungi; Ascomycota; Saccharomycetes; Saccharomycetales; Saccharomycetaceae.